AUGGCCGACUCCGAGGGCGAAAUCGAAGAUGAUGCACGACUGCUCGAAGGCGAUGAGGCCACACAUGCACAAGAAAGUCCGUCUGGCGAUCGGCACGAGAGUCAAUCCAAUAUGGAGGAGAAGUUCGAGGAGCUAUCGGGCAACAUUAAAGAUGGUUUUUCUUCGCUUGGCGAAUAGUUGACAGAUCUGAUGCAACAAAAAUCACGAGGCAAGCGCUCCCGCCAAAAAUCAAGGUCUUCCUCGCCGGACUCGGCUGACGGCGACCAAACAACCAGCCCUAAACUGGAAAGGCUCGAGGAUGAACAGAACGACGACGUAGCUGUGUUGCUUGCCGAGUCCCAGCCCCAGGGGAAAACUCUGGCAAUGACAAUGAAAAAGAGUUUGGCGCAAUUUUGAACAGUGUUGUCCAAGAGCUGGACGAAGAACAGUUGGGGCCUGAUGUGUCCGAGAAGCUUGUCCAAGUUAUUAAUAAAACUCUGCGCUCAAAAUUGAGCGAGGAAAAACUUAAAGAAAAGCAAAACGCUUACCCUAGACCACAAAAUUGUGAAUCACUAGAAACUACUCGGGUUAAUCCAGAAAUCUGAGCACAACUACAAUCUUCAACCAGAUCUCGGGACAUACGUCUCCAGAAAGUACAAAGCAUCUUGCUGAAAGGGCUACUGCCAUUAGUUCAGCUCCUUGAAAAUUGUCGACAAUCGGAUGAUAGGUCGACUGAUAAAGGAAAAAUCGUCAAGCUGGCACUUGACUCAGUAAGCCUAGUCGCUCAGGCAAAUGUAGAGCUCAAUAGCCGGCGACGAGCAUUGAUUAAGCCUGACUUGAAUGAAAAAUUUCAGCAAAUCUGUGGCGAUCAUGUGCCGAUUGCAACAUUGCUUUUUGGGGAUGAUGCGGCCAAGACACUACAGGACAUUGCUUCCACAAACCGUGUCAGCCAAAAGGUUGCAACACCUACUCGUUGGCCCAGCUAUGCUCACCAAAACAACUUUAAUCGGCAUUCAAAAAAUGGACGGGGGAGGUUCAGGCCCCAAAACAACCUCCCACGUCACAAGGUUGUUCCUGCAUAACAAGUCACAGAAUUCCAAUCAAACUUCAACUUACAGGUAAGUCUCGUUUAAUUUUAGAAUUUAUGUGUAAACAUUUUCAAUUAACAUGCGUUGAAAUCAGAUUUUGUUGCAAGUUAUAGCAUUUUGUUGCUCGAUGUAGGCCAACGUACCAUCAAUUUUUAACAAAAUAGAGCAGGAAAGCUGGGUUUCUGCGCAGUUCAUCAUUCGGUGGUAUAGUUUAUAACAUAUUUUUACGAUCUUAGAAAAUCAAACUACUAAACCGACUUUGAUAGAUAAUAAUGGAAGUAAAAAGGUGACAACAAUAUUUACAGUUUCCACUACACCUACAAGUUCACCAUCUCAAACUAGCUCUCAAGGCAAGUUAUUUUUUUUGUCUAAUUACAUGGUGAUGUACUGUACAUAUUAAUGUGUACAGUUUUUAUGUUGUUGUUUAGCAGUGUAUACGGUGAAGUUAUGUAUAGUGUUUGUGAUCUGAUCUGUUUUGUGUAGUGAAAGAUGUAGGUGGGAGGCUAAUCAUCUUUGCUUGUGGGAAGCAUGACCAUUGUGAGAGGUUCGGGCGGCCCUGAAACUUUUUGAAAACCAGAGUGCCUGGAGAAGACCCACGAAGCACAACAGUUGACAAAGUUGACGAAGUCAACCAACCAACAUUCUUGACCCAUUCUUUUAACGUUAGUCAUGCUGUUCGUGUUGUCGAAAACGUCCCUUGCACUUAAGCUCGCUAAUAACGAUGUAGGCCGACAUACCAUCAAUCUUUAACAAAAUAGAGCAGGAAACUGGGUUUCUUCGUAGUUCAUCAUUCGGUGGUAUAGUUUAAAACAUAUUUUUACGAUUUUAGAAAAUCAACCUACUAAACCGACUUCGAUAAAUAAUAAUGGAAGUAAAAAGGUGACAAGAACAUUUCCAGUUUCCACUAGACCUGCAAGUUCACCAUCUCAAACUACCUCUGAAGGCAAGUGAUGUUUUUGUUUAAUUACACAUAGUAAUGCUUUGUAUAUGAUAAUGUAUACAGUUUUUAUGUUGUUGUUUAGCAGUGCAUACGGGUCGCCCAUCAAGCAAUACCCGGUCCUCAACCUUCAGCAGGAGGCUUAAAUACGUUUUAG
Paramuricea clavata is the source of this 2161-nucleotide messenger RNA. The record is from the annotation of a GenBank genome assembly. NCBI's taxonomy places the organism in Eukaryota, Metazoa, Cnidaria, Anthozoa, Malacalcyonacea, Plexauridae.